AUGGACCUCACGACUGCUUACCGAUACAACCAGAACAUGAUGGAGUAUUACACCUGUCACGGCGGUGUCAACCAGCUCGGCGGUGUCUUCGUGAACGGAAGGCCGCUACCGGAUGUAGUCAGGCAGAGGAUCGUCGAGAUGGCGCACAGCGGCACCCGACCGUGCGACAUUUCGAGGCAACUCAGGGUAUCUCACGGCUGUGUCUCCAAGAUACUGUCGAGGUAUUACGAGACCGGUAGCUUCAAGGCUGGCGUGAUAGGAGGCUCUAAGCCGAAGGUGGCGACGCCGCCGGUCGUCGACGCGAUCGCCAACUACAAGAGGGACAAUCCGACCAUGUUCGCGUGGGAGAUCAGGGACAGAUUGCUGGCCGAGGGCAUUUGCUCGCAGGACAACGUGCCAUCCGUCUCCUCCAUCAAUCGGAUCGUGAGGAACAAGGCGGCGGAGAAGGCGAAGCACGCGCAUCAGCAACAGCAGGCGCAGCAGCAGCAAGGUCAGCAACAAGGUCAGCCGGGAUCGGGCGGUUCUGUGUCGGUGAUAGCACAUGCACCUGCGACGGCGGCAGGCCAUCCCGCUGCCACCGCUCCCAACGCCUACAGCAUCAGUGGCAUCUUGGGCAUCCCGGUGCACCACCAGGAUCCGAAUGGCAACAGCAUCAAGAGGAAACGCAGCGAUGACGACGACAAUCGCGACCUGAACGACCACGCCGAGAACGACCUGAAGAGGCAGAGAAGCAACUACAACGGCGACCAGCUUUACUCGAACCUGUGGUCGAGUAAAUGGAGCAUCAAGGACGAGCACAAGUUCCUGAGCGAGCUCGGCGGCGGAGGCGGCGGUGCGACCGGCGGCACGAACGGCGGCGGAACCGGCGGCGGCGGCGGCGGCGGCGGUGGUAGCGCCGCCGGCGGNGGGAACGCUAUUGCCACCUCCGCCGAGCUGUACGACUCCCUGGGCACCAUCAGCACGAUGACGCAAGCGCAAACUCCCCAUCUCUACACCCCGCCCAUAGGGGGCACCAUAGCAGGUGGUACUUUGACGCCGCUCGCGCCACUGACGAUGCAAGAACUAAAAUUGAGCCAAACAUUGGACGGGGCUAACAUGUCUCCUUACCACACCACCGCAGAGAGCAGUACCGUCGCAGUAUCGUAUGUAGGGGUGGGGGCCGGUGGGGGCGAGCAAAGUCCCCCGAUUUCGUUGCAGAACGAGACAAACGCCACCCCCGCGGCCCCCAAUACCUCCGGAGGGGAUCCCGGACUGACGGUCUUGCAGCCGCCAGUUUCUCAGCCCCAGGUAGCCUCUGCGAUACCGCCGUACUCGACGAUGCUACCAAGUUUCGGACACUACGCUACCGGUGGUGGCGAUUACGCGUACAGCGCUGCGUAUUCCCAGUACUCGAGCGCGCCGUACAGCGGCUACGGUUAUGGGGCGGCGACAAGCGGGUUGCUCAACUCCACGUACUACUACUGCAACGGGGACACGUCCACCCACACGUCGCAGCAGGGCGGCGGGUGCAGCAGCGGUGGUCCGGAGAGCAGCGCCGACGUGGCCAGUCGCUCGCCUCUGGCGGCCACCAGAGCCAGCAGCGGUGCCAGCGCGGCCUCGCCGACCGGAAGCGCCUGCACGAAGCCGGACCACACCUCCACGCCGACGGACCUCUACCUGGCUUGAUGGUCAACCGGUAACAAUCGCACGGGGGAACGGCCGCCGGCGGCUGAAUAUCCGUCAGUGGGCACGAGCGGGCUAGCCGGCUGCGACAACGGACGCCAUAUCACGAAGAGACACCACGUCGAAAUAAAGCAAUGAUCUCCUUCCCAACCGCUCUGGGAAGUCCCGUUCUCGGCGGGAGCGCGCGGGGCCGCUCACCGGCGGCCGUGGCGACGUAACCGUGCCGGGGAGGAUUUGGCGGCGAAGAUCGUGGGACAACCCGUUCUCCGCGCCGACGAACCGCUGGAUCAGUGAUCAAUCUCCGGGGGGAACUUUGAAAAGAUUCCAGGAGUGGACGCGCGCUCUCGGGCUUGCGAACUCGGUCGCGCUCUCAGGGUGGUGGACGACACAGGCCGCGGGGUUCGAAGAUCGCGCUGACGACGAGCUAAUAAGGGUUGCGCUCGCACGACGCGCAAGAGCGUACGUGAGAACUCGACGGCGCGGCAUCGCGCCGUUUCCCCGAUAUUAUCACGCGUCUCGCCUCUCUGCGUUUUAUUUAUUUGCUGUGAUCCGAAGAGAGAGAGACCAUCAUCACCAUCAUCACCACCGGCGGACCGACUCCGAGAGAGAGCCGGCCGCGCGUCGGGGAACGGCGCCGCCGCUCUUCUUGCUGAGCGCGCGCCGGUAGGUAGUUUAAUUUAAUGAUCCUCAGUUAGCGUAAUUUUCACGCGAUGGUCGCGACCGCCCUCGCGAGCGUGGCGCGCUGACGCGUGCCGCGAAGCCGCCUAGUCGGGGAGCGCGCACGCGGCAUUCGCGCGCGUGCGCGCUCGCCGAGGCGAGCGCAGUCGGCG
Messenger RNA from Dinoponera quadriceps, 2492 nucleotides. It is a transcript of the gene sv, whose product is annotated as paired box protein Pax-5. The record is from RefSeq and is a predicted model, not a curated record. Gene Ontology annotation, biological process: regulation of transcription by RNA polymerase II; anatomical structure development. Gene Ontology annotation, molecular function: DNA-binding transcription factor activity, RNA polymerase II-specific; RNA polymerase II cis-regulatory region sequence-specific DNA binding. NCBI's taxonomy places the organism in Eukaryota, Metazoa, Arthropoda, Insecta, Hymenoptera, Formicidae.